CGGUGUAGGUAUAUUUUAUCGCGGAUUUAUUCCCGGUCACACUGGUACGAAAAUAAAUAGUAAAAAACAUGUCUAGGGCUACAAAAUUACAUAAAACAAGCUGGUGUGCCCUAAGGCAAUUCCAGCAAUACAGAACUAAAGCAAACUUUUCCGCGUCGAUUGCCUCUCGGAAUGAACUGUUUGCACAGGAGCAGCGCCGGCAACGGGACGCCGUUGGCCGUAUUGACAAGAUCGAGGUUCGUUAUUUGGGCUUGCCCGAGGAUGUGACUCUGGUGAUGAACAACCAUAUCUCCACGCCAUUCAACUGUGCUCAGCACUUGAGUGAGGGACACUGCAGACGCUCUGCUCUGGCCCUAAUCGAUGGUAGUGUUCCGUGGGAUAUGCACCGGCCCCUGCAGGAGUCGUGCACCUUGCAGCUGCUCAACUUUAAUGUCUCCGAGCCGCAUGUGGUCAACAAAGCCUUCUGGCGUACAUGCAGCUUCAUGCUGGGCGCUGCUUUGACGCGGGCAUUUAAGACGGAAGCGAACCUCCAAUUGCACAGCUUCCCGGGACCAAACAUCAAGUCUGGUAGCUUUAUCCACGAUAUCGUGCUAGAGACCCAAAACUGGCAGCCAUCGAAGUCGGAAAUGCGAGCCAUCUCGGCUGAAAUGAUCAGACUGGCGGCCCAGGAUUUGCGCAUCGAACGCUUGGACGUUCAGCAAGAGAUUGCCCAGGAGAUUUUUAAGGAUUCUAAAUACAAGAGCGAACAAUUGCCGAGUAUCGCGCAACAGAAUAAUGGGCGAGUGAGUCUGUACCGCCUGGGGGACCACAUUGACAUCUCACGUGGUCCCAUGGUGGCCUCCACUCACUUCCUAGGCAAGUGCACUGUCUCGGCGGCCCACAAGUUAGCCGAUGAAGGGUCAGCAGGAGCCUUCUAUCGCAUCCAAGGCGUGGCCCUGCCUUGUGGCUUCAAGUUGAGUCACGUUGCAUAUGGCUUGCUGGAGGAGCGAUCGCAGAAGCUGAACCCCGCUCGCUUGCCCCAUGAACCUUUUGAGGAGCAACAACAAUUGCAGUUAUCUUAAACAGAUCUUUAAUCGAUAAAAGCUAUACAAUAAGUGUUAACAGGUAACUCAUUAAAGAGCAACUAAUUCGUUAUUAAACGGGG
Drosophila subobscura is the source of this 1144-nucleotide messenger RNA. RefSeq names its product 39S ribosomal protein L39, mitochondrial (gene mRpL39). Lineage: Eukaryota; Metazoa; Arthropoda; Insecta; Diptera; Drosophilidae. The coding region runs from base 69 to 1061 and encodes 330 amino acids. Gene Ontology annotation, biological process: threonyl-tRNA aminoacylation. Gene Ontology annotation, molecular function: threonine-tRNA ligase activity; nucleotide binding. The transcript is spliced from 5 exons. The record is from RefSeq and is a predicted model, not a curated record. Gene Ontology annotation, cellular component: mitochondrion.